AUGUAUCGAGCUUCAUGGCGGGCCUCACGGUUCCAGGACAUCGAGGGCAACAGACGUCACACAUUAUGGCCGUCAGCGCAACCCGGAGACCACGUCGACGCGCUAUAUAUGCCAUGGGCAGUCGAGUCUGAUCAGCGCGUCGUCAGCGUUUUCGAUACAGAGGGUCGUGCGGCACGGAUGAGUGCCAUGAUGGACUCGUCACUCUUCCCCCCUCCAUUUCCACAGGCGGGGGGUGCUCGACAUUCAGCCUGGAUUGGACAGGGCAAAAGAGAUACCUGGCUGGAGCGUGACCUUUCUACCAAAGAGCGCGUCUGGACGGGCGAGUUUGACGUGGAAAGACGGCCCUCAUGGCAAAGCCAUCGGUUUGAUGGCCAGGUCACUCUGGCACAGUUGGCCCAGGAGGAGGCGAGCAAGGUGGUGAGCAUGGAGACAUUUGCUGUCAACUGGGAAGUGGACGAUGUUGAGAACCCACUCAACUUUACCGCGGGACGCAAAUGGUUCAACGCCAUGCUUCUCGCAUUUGCUUGCUUCAUGGUUUCUAUUGCCUCGUCGGGCUUCUCUCAAGGCACAGAACAGCUCAAGACCGAGUUUCACAUCACUCAAACUACGGCUCUCCUCACUACCUCAGCAUUUGUGCUUGGCUUCGCAGUCGGAGCCCUCAUUCUCUCUCCUCUGAGCGAGGUCUACGGCCGUCGCGACCUCUACGUAAUGACCUUUGGUGCCUUUGUUGCCUUCAGCGGCCUCGUCGGUCUCUCAUCCUCGAUGAACGUCGUCAUUGCCCUGCGCUUCUUCGGCGGCCUAGCCGGAUCCUUCACCCAAGCCGUCGCGCCCGCUGUAGUCGCAGACAUGUUCUCCGCACAGGACCGUGGCCUAGUCAUGAGCAUCUUCACCCUCGCCGGACUCGUAGGCCAGAACCUCGGACCCAUUGUGUGCGGCUUCCUCGUCAAGGAGUACGGCUGGCGCGCCAUCCCCAUGCUCAUCUCCAUUGUCUCGGGUCCCACCUGGUUCGUCCUCAUCCUCACAUUCCCCGAGACGUACGCCCCCGUCCUCCUCCAGCGUCGUGCAACCAGGCUCACCGCCGAGACGGGCAAACAGCACGACGUCGCUGGCAUCGCACCAAAGUCGAUUGCGGUGCAACUCCGCGUUGGCGCGCUGCGCCCAUGGAUCAUGCUCAUCUACGAGCCCAUUGUCACUCUUCUGUCGCUUUUCCUUUCCGUUGUUCACGGCACGCUGUUUCUUUUGUUCGCGGCAUACCCCAUUGUUUUCCAGCAGGUGCGCGGUUGGCCACAAGGCGUGGCAUCUCUUCCUUUUCUCGCCAUCAUCGUUGGCAUCAUGAUUUCGCUCGUCUACGUCGCCCUCGUCGACCAAAAGCGCUACGCAAGAGUCGUGUUCCGCUGCAAUGGCGCUGCACCACCUGAAGCCCGUCUCCCACCCGCCAUGCUGGGCUCCGCCGCCCUCCCCAUCGGCCUCUUCUGGUUCGCAUGGACAAACGCGCCCGAGCUCCCCUUUAUGAUUUGCGUCUCCGCCGGCACCCUAUUCGGCUUCGGCAUGGUGCUGCUGUACAUGUCGUUGACAAACUACAUUGUCGAUGCGUACCAAGGUUACGCCGCCUCCGCCCUGGCCGCCAGCACCGUCCUGCGCAGCAUCGCAGGAGCCGUGUUCCCCUUGUUCGGCGCAGAUCUGUACAGGAAUUUGGGAAUUCACUGGGCGAGCAGUUUGCCUGGUUUCCUGGCGCUAGCGUUUAUCCCUUCGCUGUUUGCGUUUUAUAAGUGGGGUCAUGUUUUGAGGGGCAUGACGAGGUUCGGCGCGGAAGCCGCUAGCAUGGCGGGAAGGUAG
This is a messenger RNA of Pyrenophora tritici-repentis Pt-1C-BFP, 1836 nucleotides long. RefSeq names its product AraJ, Arabinose efflux permease. Gene Ontology annotation, biological process: transmembrane transport. NCBI's taxonomy places the organism in Eukaryota, Fungi, Ascomycota, Dothideomycetes, Pleosporales, Pleosporaceae. Gene Ontology annotation, cellular component: plasma membrane. The record is from RefSeq and is a predicted model, not a curated record. Gene Ontology annotation, molecular function: transmembrane transporter activity.